GGCCAAUCAAUUUAUCAUGUGUAUGGGACUACAGAAGAAAUACAAUAAUUUAUGAUUCAUGAUAGAAGUUGCAUACACAAACCACUUACUCUAGGCUCUAGGUAGUUUGUGAUAAGAUAAGGCGAUAACAAGUGUGCAAUCCAAAAGAUUUAAAAUUUUGUUCUAUUACCUCAUAACUAAACUUCACAAGAAGAACAGUGUCCCAAAUUAUUCAUGUUCCAUCCUCAUCUAUGACUUGUGCUGUAUUGUUCUGGAACUAACAAUCUUUUAAUACUAACAAAAUUCAGAGAAACGAGAAGAGACAGAAAGGCAGAGAGAAGAAAUAACACAAGUUCAGGCUGAAUAAUAUGAAUUGUAGUAAGAUUAUUGAGCAGAUUAGGCGCUAAUCUCCAAAAAUGAGUUAUUCAAAUGUGUCUAAAGGGAGGAAAUGGCAAAAUAUGAGAGAAAACAAAUAAUGUUAAAAAAUUGCAUAGGAGUAAUCACUAUUAUUAUUUUAUUCAUUGCUGUGUAUUUUCCAUCUAGACAUGCUAGGCGUUAUGACUAUAUUGUCCUAAAAAACAUUUUGAACGAACUGGAUUUUCGAAAAGCUGAAAACGUAGAUUUCAAACUUCAAAACUGCUCCUACAGAGAUAUGAUAAUGAAAAAUGAAGAUGUAAUCGCACUGCCAGAACAAAUUCGAUUUCGAAAACCUCUACCAGGUGGUGAAUAUAAACCAAUCGAUUGUGCACCACUUGUCAAAUCAGCACUUAUUAUUCCUUACAGACAACGGCAAAAACAGCUGGAAUUUUUUUUGAAGUACAUGCACUCAUUUUUACAAAAUCAAAGUAUACAUUACCGAAUUUUCAUUGUUGAACAAAAUGACACCCUGGCAUUCAAUAGAGCAAAAAUGAUUAAUUACGGAGCUAAGGUAGCUAUGAAAUUCCAGUAUCACUGCCUCAUACUCCAUGAUGUAGAUCUUAUUCCAAUGAAUACUGCAAAUAUAUAUGGAUGCACCAAAUCGCCUAGGCAUAUGUCAAGUAGCUUGGAUACAUUCAGAUAUAACCUUCCAUACUUGACUCUCUUCGGUGGAGCAGUUGCAAUUUCAUCUGAACAAUUUCAGAAAGUCAAUGGCAUGUCCAAUAGAUUUUAUGGAUGGGGAGGAGAAGAUGAUGAUUUUUACAGGCGUUUGGUAAAUAGUAAUUUGGAUCCAUGUAGAUUCUCACCCCAAGUUAGCAAAUAUGUAAUGCUGCCUCAUAAAAAGGAGAAG
Molecule: messenger RNA, 1246 nt
Organism: Leptinotarsa decemlineata (Colorado potato beetle)
Lineage: Eukaryota; Metazoa; Arthropoda; Insecta; Coleoptera; Chrysomelidae
Gene: beta4GalNAcTB
Product: beta1,4-N-acetylgalactosaminyltransferase B
Biological process (GO): glycosphingolipid biosynthetic process; carbohydrate metabolic process
Cellular component (GO): Golgi apparatus
Molecular function (GO): galactosyltransferase activity; N-acetyl-beta-glucosaminyl-derivative 4-beta-N-acetylgalactosaminyltransferase activity
Source: RefSeq, a predicted model, not a curated record